This is a messenger RNA of Penicillium canariense, 1626 nucleotides long. RefSeq lists its product as uncharacterized. Lineage: Eukaryota; Fungi; Ascomycota; Eurotiomycetes; Eurotiales; Aspergillaceae. The transcript is spliced from 2 exons. Bases 1 to 1626 code for a protein of 541 amino acids. The record is from RefSeq and is a predicted model, not a curated record.
AUGAACGACAGUUACCAUGUCCCGUCGAGUCGCGGGUUUCCUUAUGUGGAGGACAGCGCGAACACCGAGUCCGUGACCUUGAACACAUCGACUGUGCGAGCGCCAGGGGAACCGGCUCGCGCGGAACACAUUCAGGUUCCACGAUCACCUCAGCUUUCGUCGCUACACGUAAAUGGAUUGAAUGCGGGGAUCGAGGACAAGAAAGACCACAGCGUCUACGUUGAGUCCUCCGAGCGUGGUAGCGACACCUCCGUUGAUGGUCAACAGCCAGAACUACACUCCGCGAGCGCCUUCACAUACUCCGUGCCCAGCCUACCUACCUCUUUAGUGAAUGACUGCCAUCGAAAUACAGAGCUAGGCAACCCUCGCUUCCUCGCCGAGAACUCCCAAUCGCCACGAACAGAGCCGAAGCUGGAGAACUCCCAGGAAUCGUUGCACAAUUUGCCUGUCAAUGGAAAUGGAGUACAUGGUCUUCAUCUACUGAAGUCUGAACACAGUAGCAAUGGCUGUUCACCUCCAGUUCGAUCACCAAAACAUCACACCUCACAAUCGGAACUCGGCAUGCAGUUCGCUCCUGGACACAAGAGGACAGCAACCGGAGACAUUAAAGAUAUUUCGUCGCACCUUCUGGCACCGCAACUCUCCGAGGUUAAUCGGCUUUCGCGACGUCGUUCGAAGAGCACAGGCUCACCAACACACGGGAGCCGAAUCGCACAGUUGUCCGUUCAUAUCCGCACACGACUGUCCUAUGCGGCGGCUAAGAUAGAAAAAUCCCGACAGUCACAAAGCAGUCCCCAGCUUGCGCUGCAUGGACUGGACAAUCUAUCUUCUCUAGACUCACAAACUACAAGUGGCAUUGCAUCACCAUCUACCUCAAACCCGGCAUCUCAUCCUCAACGCAACUCACACACCUCAAUCCCUCGACCCUUUCCAUCUCAUCACCGCACACAAUCAGCGAUUUCUUCGCCUGGCAAACUUCUUCCCAUUCCAAAACUAGCUCCGCCUGUCGAUAUCGUCACUUCCAAUGGAGAUACACGGCGGCGACGACCGAAUCCAAACGAAUCAACCUCAAAGCCCCUUUUUGGCAGCCCUUAUGCUCGUCAUCGACGACACCAUUCCACUCAGGCAACCUCGUUUUCUCAUUCAAUGGGUGGCUCACCAUCGGUCGUGGGGCCGGGGACGCCAUCUAUCCCACCAUCGUCCCGUGCGCCUACGUCUUCCCAAGAAGGCAUCUAUGGGUCACGAACCCAUUCUCAGAAUACCUUGAUGGAACAGGAUGCAAUUGAAACCCUUCUGUUCAUGUCCAGCCCCGAAAACUCGGGCUACCGCUCUAGCCCAAGGCCGUUACAGCCUCCAGCUACACAGAGGAGCCUAAAUGAAUCGAUCUAUUCCCAUCAUGAUGGAGUCAGAUCACAACAAAGCCAAGGCUCACAAAGCAACGACUCGCAGAAUAGUGGGGAUCUGAAGAACGGCCAUCUCAGCCUGGGACUAGAAGCCCGCGCGGGAGAUGAGAUUGAUCGCAUUUUGGACCAGAUGGAAAGCGAUAGCGAGGAUGAUGCUCGAUAUGCAUCUCACCGCCUCAAUGUCAAAACACAGUUCAGAGGACAUCAGGGACGUCCAAGGUGA